ACAAACUUUAUCAGGAAAGAUUGAGGAGCAGCAAAAGGAAGAAGUGCCUGGUAUUUGAACAUAUCGUACCAUCAUCCGAGUUUGAACACAGUGACAGACUAUCCAGUCUCAUUCAACACAACUGCAACGGUUUCGAGAGGCAGCUAUACCGGUUGCCCUCAUCCAGGUGCAAGCUGGCUUCUGGGGACGAGUCAUUGUACCCCUGAUAAUGAACUAGUAUUCCUGUACUAGAUUUUUCUAAGAACCAGCGUAGUUUGUUAUUCUUGACUGGAAAAUCCAGGCACUAGAAUCUGAGAUAUGCUUCGACUUAGAUACAUUCUGCUGCAAAGCUCACAAUGAACGUGGUCCCGCCUAAGAACACAGCACGCGCUAGCAUAAAGAUAUUGCAUCUUGAUGAGGGUGAUUGUGCUGUAGCACUGGAAACCAGAAAAACAGCGACAUUUUCGAACGAUUCAGCAUUGAGUCUGUUAACCUGCUACACCCUCACCAUAUCCAGCGGAAUUGGCUCAGCAAUAUCCCGGCCUCAAGCAGUGACGCCCAAGGAUUGAAUGAAUUUUUAGCCUAGCCAAGAGCAACAAUUUUAUUUACUUCUGUUAAAAGAGGUUGCAUUUACACAGCCCAACAUGCAAAAAUAAUUGGUCUAUCAGAGCGAUCACGGAUCUACCUGGCCAGCGGCUAGUAGAAAGGUUCAAGACACUGAAGUUUCUUACCAGUGUCUGCUUACCUUUUUCGGGGUUUUUUUUUUAAUUGUUUUAUUUUUUUAUUUUUUUUAUUUUUUUUUUAAAUAAUAAUAAUAAUAAUGGCUCUUGGAUAGAUAUGGAUAGCUUGUGCCUUCAGUGUAAAUAUCAAUUUUGUGGCGCAUGGAGCUAUUCUAUGAUGUUCAGGCUGUUUUGAGUUGUCAUUAGAACGAGAUAUGGAUUACUCUAGUGACAUAUUUAGGACUCUAAUAAAUAACUCCUGAUCUGGCCGUAUCUGACUACUCAAAUAAACUUCCUCCGAUCACAGUGAUGCGCUUGUUUUGCAGGAUCCCAAGGGCCCGCGUCAUUUCACGUCUUUACUUCCCAACAUCUCCCAUAUAUCCUUUGCGACAAUUUUCCUCGCGGCGCAUAUCCGCAUUGAAACUACCUACAUAUGGAACGGCAAGGUGUCAGACACAGCCAACCACGCUCUAGCCAUACCAUAUCUCUAUUCACCAUUACCUGACGAGCUACCACCGCGCAUCAACAAGGAUACCUUGCGUCUCUACGCGGAUAUGGAUACAUCGAUCGGUACUUUCAACUCCGAAAUCCUAAGCGCAGGAUCAAAAAUGAGUUCGCGGAAUCUACCGCGACACCAUGUUCGUUAAACGGUGGUCCGUACGGCGUGAUAUUCCCGAUGGUAAAGUAUAGGGAUGCUGUACACAAACCUAUUUUCGCCAGAUUCAUGAUGAACAAGAAACUCUCGCGCAUCACUGAGGACACCACUGAGAAACACCUGGCAUACCUCAUUUGGUAAUCCUAACUGGGUGAAAGGAGAGAACUAUGAAGAGCUGGCACGCAAUAAGCCACUGAUGAAGCCGCUGGUCUCACGGACAUGCGUUGGAGUAUCUCAGAUCUCUAAACAUUGAGAUAGAUUUACAAUGGAUACGGAGUUGACAUGACUGAAGUGGAUCUGUUAGUCAGUAUGCCUGAGAAAUGGUGAGUGAAGCAAGAAUAGUGUUCCCAAGAAUAGUGUUCCGCCGUUCUUUACUGAAACGUCCGAGUUGUUGCCUUGCCUAUUGUACUUCAGAAAAGGGCAACAAUUCAUAUUGUCCUUCAUUCUAUAUCUGUACCAUUACAUUCUUUCGGAAUGAAGUUGUCCGCCAAAAGGGGAGCUUACUCCCCCCCCUAAAUAGUCCUAGUCUAGAUCUGUAUGAUGCUUAUGAUAUUAAUCUAAUUCGUUUUGAGCAA
Molecule: messenger RNA, 1928 nt
Organism: Blastomyces gilchristii SLH14081
Lineage: Eukaryota; Fungi; Ascomycota; Eurotiomycetes; Onygenales; Ajellomycetaceae
Exons: 1
Coding region: 336-548 (70 amino acids)
Source: RefSeq, a predicted model, not a curated record